Molecule: messenger RNA, 828 nt
Organism: Torulaspora delbrueckii
Lineage: Eukaryota; Fungi; Ascomycota; Saccharomycetes; Saccharomycetales; Saccharomycetaceae
Gene: COQ11
Product: ubiquinone biosynthesis protein COQ11
Exons: 1
Coding region: 1-828 (275 amino acids)
Cellular component (GO): mitochondrion
Molecular function (GO): protein-containing complex binding
Source: RefSeq, a predicted model, not a curated record
AUGAUACCUAAGAUAGUCGUGUUUGGUGGGAAUGGAUUCUUGGGCAAGAGAAUAUGCCAAGAAGCUAUAAACAACGGAUUCAAAGUGUUGUCUGUGUCAAGGUCAGGAAAAGCCCCGCCACUGCAGUCACCUAAUGAUAGACAAUGGAUAGCCGAAGUAGAAUGGAAAAGUGGCGAUGUAUUCAAUCCAGAUUCUUAUAAGAAAUACUUGCACGGUGCUUCCAAUGUGGUUCAUUCAAUGGGGAUUUUACUGGAAGAUGAAAGCUACAAGAUGAGAAUCAAGAGCCCACUAAGCGGAUCUUUUGACCUAAAAUCUUUAAUUCCAUCUUUUGGUUCCAAUCCAUUAGAUAAGAAGAAUCCAAACUUCACUUACCAGAGGAUGAAUAAAGAAAGUGCUCUUUUGUUGGCACAGACUUUCAGCCAGAUUAUCGACCCAAGCGAGACAAAAGUGAGGGACAUGCCUACCUUCACCUAUAUUUCAGCUGACAAAGGGUUCCCGAUCAUUCCAAAAGGCUACAUACAUUCUAAGAGGGAAGCUGAAGCAGGUUUGAUGCGUUAUGAGGAUGUCUUUCGGCCAAUCCUGGUGAGGCCUGGAUUCAUGUUCGAUGAAUAUAAAACUACGCGCGAUGCUAGAUCAUAUGUUCAUCAUGCACUAGAGUUCUUGAACUGUAGUAACAGACUUCUGCUCGGGAAUAAGCUACGAUUCGUUAAUGAGAUGGUAAGGCCAACUGUUUCUACUCAACAGGUAAGCAGAAGCAUUAUUAAAAAAAUCAAGGAUCCGUCCUUUAAAGGAGUGCUACCGCUCGAAUCUAUUAUUGACAUGACUUAA